Messenger RNA from Neohortaea acidophila, 1754 nucleotides. RefSeq names its product TFIIH and nucleotide excision repair factor 3 complexes subunit. Lineage: Eukaryota; Fungi; Ascomycota; Dothideomycetes; Mycosphaerellales; Teratosphaeriaceae. The record is from RefSeq and is a predicted model, not a curated record. The transcript is spliced from 2 exons. Gene Ontology annotation, cellular component: transcription factor TFIIH core complex; transcription factor TFIIH holo complex. Gene Ontology annotation, molecular function: double-stranded DNA binding; ATPase activator activity. The coding region runs from base 86 to 1597 and encodes 503 amino acids. Gene Ontology annotation, biological process: nucleotide-excision repair.
CUUCUACAAUCCAGCCAUCAAAUGUCUCCCCGUCACAUACUUCUCCCCUGCCGCUCGCGACGCCCGCGCCGCUCCCACGACAGCCAUGUCGUCCACGGCGUCGCAGCGAGCCCUCGACUACCUCGAACAACUCCCCGGCACCACCUUCACCAAGCUCUACCAGCAGCCCUCCACCGCCCUCGCCAUCUUCCGCCGCAUGCUGCCCCAUCUGGCCAAGAACCUCGUCAUGGCCAUGCUGUACAUGCCCGCUCCCUUUCCCAUCGCCGACCUUGACGCCUGGAUCAAGCCCGACUCGGAAAACGCACAAGCAAAAGAUCGCGCCCUCAGCAUUCUUCAACGCCUCAGGAUUUUGGAAGAAAGUGAUGGGAGGAGCUACAAACUCGCAGACGCCUUCGCCCGAAGUCUGAGGCUAGCCUUGACCGGCGGCGGAAACCAUCGGUCCUUUGGCGUUCCGUGCAGCACGCCUGAUGCCAAAGCCAUGACGGUCGGAUGGCUCGAUACCUUUGCGCGCCAGCAGUGGGAGGCCAUCCUUUAUUACGUCGUAGGUAGCGUGGCGAAUGCAACCCUUGGUGGAGAGGUGCAGGAGAUCAGCGAGGGCACGAAGCAGCUGUUGCAGAAAGGGGAGUUUGUGACGGUGAAAGGCUCGGGCGCCAGGGCCGCGACCGCCAUUACGGAGAAAGGCUUUUCUUUCCUCUUGCAAGAAGUCAAUGCCCAGAUUUGGACACUUUUGAUCGUCUACCUCGAGGUUUCAGGCGAGCUGCAAAUGGACCCUGUGGACGUGCUCUCGUUUCUCUUCACCCUCGGCUCUCUCGAACUCGGCAUCAGCUACAGCACUUCCAACCUCACCCCAACCCAGCAACAGAUGCUCGAAGACCUCGCCGACUUUGGCCUCAUCUACCGUCGUGCAACAGACACCUCCCGCUAUUACCCGACCCGCCUGGCCACCACCCUCACCUCCGACGCCCCAGCACUGCCAAAUUCUAGUUUGACAGCAACGACAACCACCCAACUCAACAACAACGCCGCCAAUUCGACCUUCGACCUCGCUGCACAAAGCGAAAAGGGCUACAUUAUCGUCGAAACCAACUACCGCCUCUACGCCUACACCAACUCCCCCUUGCUCAUUUCCAUCCUCUCCCUCUUCACUCAACUCCAAACACGCUACCCCAACCUCAUCACCGCCAAAAUCACCAAACGCAGCAUCCAGACCGCCAUCACCUCCGGCAUCACCUCGCAGCAGAUCAUCGAGUACCUGACCGCGCACGCCCACCCCAUCCUUCGGCGUCAGGCGCCCAUUUUGCCGCCCACCGUCGUCGACCAAAUUCGCCUUUGGCAGAUCGAAGGCGAGAGGAUGACGGCGUGGCGCGGGUAUCUCAUUCGAGACGUGGGGAGCCAGGAGGAUUACGAGAAGGCGGUGCAGUAUGCAGAGGCGUUGGGCGUGCUGCGGAAGGAGUUUCGCAGUAAAGGCUGGUUCUUCGUCAGUCGGAUGGAUCAAAUGAGUGGAUAUUUCAAGAAUCUGGCGGCGCGGAGGAGAGAAGCAAUGGCCGCGCAGGCUGCGGCGUCGCAAAGCGGUCGGAGUAGCGCUGCUCCUCCUUAACGAGUGUCAAAUGAUCUGGUUGCAUUGCAUAGCGUUGGAGUGUCAAUGGAAAGUAGAAACUCAGUCGUACUAGACAGCGGGGCAAUGACCAUGUCCAGCUACGUAGACUCGGUAGACUCAUUAUGAAGUGUGCUGCAAGGGGCACAUUCCUCCCAGC